CAAUAUCACUAACCACGCUCGCUCCUGAUCCAAUAUCCACUAACCACGCUCGCUCCUGAUCCAAUACCACUAACCACGCUCGCUCCUGAUCCAAUAUCACUAACCACGCUCGCUCCUAAUCCAAUAUCACAAGCACUAACCACGCUCGCUCCUGAUCCAAUAUCACUAACCACGCUCGCUCCUGAUCCAAUAUCACUAACCACGCUCGCUCCUGAUCCAAUAUCACAAGCACUAACCACGCUCGCUCCUGAUCCAAUAUCACAAGCACUAACCAGGCUCGUUCCUGAUCCAAUAUCACCAACACUCAGUAUCACCUUCCACCUUUGUCUUAACUGCCCACUGCGGCCUGCCGCCACCUGACUUGAACAGAAAACAAUAUCGCAUCAUUCUUUGAAGCAAAAUAUUUUUUUGUAGUGUGGGAAUAUUAAAUUAAAUCUUGUUUAUUACAAAAGUAUAUAAUGAAGUUUAGCGUAAUAAUAGUGGUAUACUGGGUGGUAGGUGUGCAGGACGCAUCACAAGGGUUAUUGGUAGUGGAGAGGAAGGGGUGGGGUGGUCGGGUGCCAUGGUCGGAGCUAGAGCGGUGGUCAGGUGGUCGUGGUGGGCGUGCGUCAGUGUGUGGAACACCAUGCGUGUGUGUGGUGCAGAGUGAUGGCCAACUACUGGUGGACUGCUCUAUGGCACAGACCAGCGCAGACGUGGCGAGUAGCUUUACUAGCCCUCCUCCGAUGUUGGCUGACUACAAGAAUGCCACGGUGCGCCUCGUUCUCAUGAGCUCCGAACUGCUCGGCCUCGACGACCACUCCUUCAACAACCUGAGUUUUACGCAUAUCCAUGUCAAGUACAACCAUGCGCUGGCCCGCCUGGCGGAGAAGGCCUUCUGGUCUUCCCGUGCCACCCUUCGUGUGUUAGAUUUGCGAAACAACAACAUCACUAUGUUCCCGCUAAUUAACCUCAAAGUGUUCCAGCAGUUACAGUUUAUCUCCCUGGAUGACAAUGGGUUGAGUGAAGUGCCAGCGGGGGUCUCCGAGCUGCCCGCCGUCCUCCACCUCAGCAUCUCCAACAACCGUCUCCACACCCUCCACCAGUUCGCCCUCACUUCCCUACCUUCCCUUCAGUUCCUUGACCUCCAUUCAAACCGCCUGGAAUAUCUACCCCCACAACUGGCCCUCCUGUCUGCAUUACGCUCCCUCAUGUUAUGGGGAAACCCUAUUACCACCCUGCCACAAGGGUCUUUCCAUGGGUUGAGAAGUCUGGAGUAUGUUGAUCUGAGUUACACGAAUGUAAUAGAGGUGGGCAUAAGCAGCAUGGAAACACCCACCUCAGCCCCAUGGUUCCUCAGCUUCCGUCACACCCCUAUUACUAAGCUUAGUGAGACAGCUUUUCAUAAUGGGUCUCUACCGAGCUGGGUGGACCUGAGAGAAACAGGGCUGCAAAGCCUUGACCAGGCCUUCUUCCAGCCUCUCCUGCAACAUAUGGCCCAACAAAAUAUUGUCCACAAUGACUGGGGAAAACCUCAACUCUGGAUACACAAUGAAGAACUGGCAUGUGACUGCAGCAUCAAGUGGCUGGUUACCAACACGACUCUCCUCAAUCAUGUGUCAGGCCGAUGUAACGACAAGAAUAUAAACAUGCGUUUUCUAGAUCCGGAUUAUUUCAACAUCUUUUGCUUCUAGUUAUGAAUUUCAGUUAUCAUACCUUUUAGUUCAUGAAAAGGCCACAGAUAAUACUCAUAUCAUACUCCCACCUUAUAUCAUAUACUCUGUACAAUAUUUGGUGCUUUUCAGCUCUUUGAGAGUAAUAGCUUUCAUUAGCCUUCAUAGAGCUUAUUUAGUAAUGUUAAACAGACAAAUAUUUCUAUAAAGUAGGUGCACAACUUAUGUGCAAGUUAAAUUCCCAUUGUUUCAACUUAAAAGCAAGUUGUUUUACUGGCAUUUCAGCUUGUGAACACGUUGCAAUCCCGGUGUUUCAACUUAGGAACGAGCUUUUUGUAACCCUGAACCUAUUACACUAUAGAAAAUGGUAGCAGAGGACUACAGAUGGUGGUUGUGUCAUACAUGUUCAAAACAGUAGAUUAGAAUUCAUAAAACAGUUCUGAAUAUGUCUUUUACUUCUUGUUUAUGAAUCAUCAUAAUUCUAGCAUUUGUGAUUCAGGGACACCCUAUAUAAUAAGAAUAUCAUCUAGCAAAUAACUGCAAGUCUUAAUAAAAUCCUUUUUAAUCACUACUUCCUUCCUUCCCUUCCUUGAGAGAGUAACUUCAUCAAGAAGCUUCCCUGUACUCAUUUGUGGUUGUAGGGGUCGAUACUCAGAUCCUGGCCCUGCCUCUUAAUUUGCCACUCUUCAGAUUCACUCCCUCUUAGCCGCAUGAGAUCUUAAAACUGUGUAUGAAGCCUGCCUCCUCCACUUCCUCGCCAAGAUCAUUCCACUUCCCAAUUACUGUGAGACAGAAAAAAUACAUCCUAACAUCCCUGUGGCUUAUCUGUGCCUUUAACUUCAAAUGGUGUCUCCAAGUUCUUGUUUCUCGCCUCUCAAACAGCCUAUCCCUCUCAACCUUACCAAUUUUUAUGAGUAUUUUCUGUUGCUAUCAUGUUUUACCCUGGUUCCUCUGUCCUCUAAUGGCUUUAGGUCUAAUUCCAUUAGUCUCUUCCCAUAGUUCAUGCCCCUUAGCUCAGGAAUAAGCUAAGUUGCAUAUUUCUGCACAUUCUCCAGUUUCUUAACAUGCUUUUUCAGGUGCAGGCUCCAUGUUUGUGCUGCAUACUCCAAGAUGGGCCUAAUGUACCAGUAUGUUGUAUAGAGGGCCCAGAAUGAAUCUACUGACAUUCCUGAAGGCUACUCUUAGAUUUGCAAGACAAGUACAUACUGACUGCAGAGGUUAUUAAGCUAAUGUGAAUCUUUGGCAUUAUACUGGGCAUUAUGCUCACCCUUAGGUAUUUUUCCGCAGCCUCAUUUCUGGUCUUCUUCCUUCCCCAAUCUUCAUGGGACUGAAUUAAAUCAACCACUUAUUUGACCACUCUUGAAAUUUGUACAGAACCUUUGGAGCCUUUACUUGUUCUUUUUUUUUUUUUUUUUUUUUUUUCAACAAGUCGGUCGUCUCCCACCGAGGCAGGGUGACCCAAAAAAAAGAAAGAAAAUCCCCAAAAAGAAAAUACUUUCAUCAUCAUUCAACACUUUCACCACACUCACACAUUAUCACUGCUUUUGCAGAGGUGCUCAGAAUACAACAGUUUAGAAGCAUAUACGUAUAGAGAUACACAACAUAUCCCUCCAAACUGCCAAUAUCCCAAACCCCUCCUUUAAAGUGCAGGCAUUGUACUUCCCAUUUCCAGGACUCAAGUCCGACUAUAUGAAAAUAACCGGUUUCCCUGA
This is a messenger RNA of Cherax quadricarinatus, 3364 nucleotides long. Its product is annotated as oplophorus-luciferin 2-monooxygenase non-catalytic subunit. NCBI's taxonomy places the organism in Eukaryota, Metazoa, Arthropoda, Malacostraca, Decapoda, Parastacidae. Gene Ontology annotation, molecular function: protein binding. The record is from RefSeq and is a predicted model, not a curated record.